Molecule: messenger RNA, 2749 nt
Organism: Cicer arietinum (chickpea)
Lineage: Eukaryota; Viridiplantae; Streptophyta; Magnoliopsida; Fabales; Fabaceae
Product: serine/threonine-protein kinase D6PKL1-like
Biological process (GO): protein phosphorylation
Molecular function (GO): protein kinase activity; ATP binding
Source: RefSeq, a predicted model, not a curated record
ACUUCUCCAUUCCCAUUCAUUCAAAUCAAAAAUGUAAAAAAAACAAAAUAGAAAGAAAAUAAAGAGAGAAAGCAAAAGCAAACCAUUACUAUAUCUUAAUCUUAUGACAGACACUUCCAAAUCAGUCACAAGAAAAGCACUGCACUUGUUCCUUCAUGUUUUGUUUUUCUUCUCUUCUCUCACACCAUUGCUGUUUCACACCUUCAAACUUUACACUCUAGAGAGAGAUAGAGAGUUCUGUGGGAAACAAUAGAGGGAAGAAGAGGGGAAACAAAUAGAUACCCAUUGUUUUUCUUCUUCAUUUCAAUGGAACAUUAAGUUUUCAUUUGAUGAUAUGUGAUAUUGUGGGACAUGGAAAGGGUUGCCGAGCCAAAAGUACUUCCAGUCUUAGUUGAGGUAUCUGAUGCACACACAGCUGUAAUAAAUGAAGCUGGUCAGAGACUAACGAUGCGGGAUGUUUCAUGUGCGCGUGGCGUUUCAUCAAGAGAAGUGAAUCAGUUGUCAAAUGCAAGAAUUGUUUUGGUUAGGGAUGAUAUGGGAUUUGAUACUAGAUCCUCUCAAGAAACUAUCUCCCCUGCACCUACAAGAACAGUGAAAGGGAAAGCCUCUUUACCCAAACCCGAAGAACUCUUGCCUUAUAUCGAGACAUUGAAGAGCAGCAGUGAUUCUUUUGGUGACAUUGGUCCAAGUUCAUUUUCCGGUGCUAGUCACCCACCAGAACCUGUCGAUAUUGAUCUCGUGAGAACAGUUUAUUUACCUAUAGGUCAAAACAAAUCAGAGGCUGGAUGCUUAAUGAAGAGCAUGUCCUUGAAGGGUCCUUUCCUUGAAGAUCUUUCGAUUCGUACGCUAACUAAGAAAUCAAGCAUAGCUGUUGUUUCCCCUGCAGGAAGUAUGAUCAAAGAAUCACAGAAGACCGAGAACUAUCUACCACCCUUAGAUUCUGAUGAGAAAGAAUGUGUUUGGGAUUCUUCAUUGCCUCCAAGUGGAAAUGUGAGUCCAUAUAGUAGUAUUGAUAGUACUAGUGUUGUCAGAACAAUGAGCAUCGCUAAUAGUUGUGCUAGUACUUAUCAGAGUGAUGCAAUCACUUGUGAUGGCAUGCUUAGUAUAGAUAGGAAUUGUGAUAGUAUUAAAGGAAGUGUAAGGGGAGAUUCGCUCGAGAGUGCGAAAACUAGUGCUAGUCGAGCAAGUGAUAGCAGUGGCCUCAGUGAUGACAGUAACUGGAGUAACAAUACUGGUAGUGCUAAUAAACCACAUAAAGGAAAUGAUCCUAGGUGGAAAGCCAUCCUUGCCGUCCGAGCACGGGAUGGAAUUUUAGGCAUGAGUCAUUUUAAGUUACUCAGACGACUUGGUUGUGGCGAUAUUGGAAGUGUGUAUCUCUCUGAGCUGAGUGCGACUCGGUGUUAUUUUGCAAUGAAAGUUAUGGACAAAGCAUCCCUAGCAGCCAGAAAGAAGUUGACUAGGGCACAGACAGAAAGGGAGAUAUUGCAGUUGCUGGACCAUCCAUUUCUGCCUACGUUGUAUACGCAUUUUGAGACUGACAGAUUCUCAUGUUUGGUGAUGGAAUACUGUCCGGGCGGUGAUCUACACUCUUUAAGGCAACGGCAACCAGGGAAACAUUUCUCGGAGUAUGCUGCACGCUUUUAUGCUGCAGAAGUUCUGUUGGCACUUGAAUAUCUUCACAUGCUUGGAGUUGUUUAUCGAGACCUUAAACCCGAAAAUGUACUAGUCCGAGAAGACGGUCACAUAAUGCUUUCAGACUUCGAUCUUUCUCUUAGAUGUGUUGUAUCACCUACGCUCAUCAGAACUCACGACAGCGACCCUUCAAAACGGGCAGGUGGAGGUGCAUUUUGUGUCCAGCCUGCUUGUAUCGAGCCUACAUCCGUAUGCAUCCAGCCUGCCUGUUUCAUGCCUAAGCUUUUUGCACAGAAAAAUAAGAAGUCCCGGAAGCCUAAAGCCGAUCCUGGCCUGUCAAUUGGUGCACUUCCGGAACUUCUUGCUGAGCCUACAUCAGCUCGGUCCAUGUCCUUUGUUGGCACACACGAAUACCUUGCACCUGAAAUUAUCAAAGGAGAAGGUCAUGGAAGUGCAGUUGAUUGGUGGACAUUUGGCAUUUUCUUGCACGAGUUAUUGUACGGCAAAACUCCUUUCAAAGGAUUAGGAAACCGAGCUACACUUUUCAAUGUAGUAGGGCAGCAGCUCAAAUUUCCUGAAUCGCCGGCUACGAGUUAUGCCAGCCGUGAUCUGAUCCGAGGUUUGCUUGUGAAGGAGCCACAGCACCGUCUCGGAGUGAAGAGGGGUGCAACUGAGCUUAAACAGCACCCUUUCUUUGAAGGCGUGAAUUGGGCGUUGAUACGGUGCAGCACACCACCGGAAAUUCCGAGACCAAUGGAAAGUGAAUUACCAUCCAAGUUUGAAGCAGUUGAUGAUACUGCUGGGAUUGGGAGCAAAAGUAAGAGGAUGGUUGGUGGUAAUAAUAAUAAUGAGAUAAAAUCUGUUGGUGGUAAAUAUCUUGACUUUGAGUUCUUUUAGUUUGGAUUCCUUAAUCUUCUUUGUAUUGUAUUUACAUCAUCAGUUAAUUAAUUUUACAAUAGAUGAACUUGCAUGUAUCAUCAUGUUAUUCAGUUUAGUCACAACAGAAGAAUUCAUUUUCAGUUGGAAAUUAUAGUUUUUAGGGUAGGAUGGAUGCCUUAUUUUAAUACCAUAGUUCAUAUCUAGUGUUAUAUUUUUAUUAAGCUAUUAAUUCUUUUUC